Molecule: messenger RNA, 984 nt
Organism: Pseudophryne corroboree (corroboree frog)
Lineage: Eukaryota; Metazoa; Chordata; Amphibia; Anura; Myobatrachidae
Product: gastrula zinc finger protein XlCGF17.1-like
Exons: 2
Coding region: 1-984 (327 amino acids)
Source: RefSeq, a predicted model, not a curated record
AUGAUUAUUGGAAUAAAAGAUGAUUUGCAUAUCAUUGAUGACUCGUCUGUCCCUGACACGAGAGUACACAUGUUAAGGGGAAGAAUGCUGAGAUGUUUUACACAGAAUACAAAGCGUAUUACCCAUCAGCCAGCUAAGGCAAGUGAGAGGCCACUGAUAUGUUCUGAGUGUGGGAAAUGUUUUACACACAAAUCAGCUCUUGUUACACAUCAGAGAAGUCACACAGGUGAAAAGCCAUAUUCCUGUUCUGAGUGUAGGAAAUGUUUUCCACGGAAAUCAGAACUUAUUACACAUCAGAGAAGUCACACAGGUGAGAAGCCAUAUUCCUGUUCUGAGUGUGGGAAAUGUUUUGCACAGACAUCAGCUUUUGUUACACAUCAGAGAAGUCACACAGGUGAAAAGCCAUAUACCUGUGCUGAGUGUAGGAAAUGUUUUCCACGGAAAUCAGAUCUUGUUACACAUCAGAGAAGUCACACAGGUGAGAAGCCGUACUUCUGUUUUGAGUGUGGGAAAUGUUUUGCAUGGAAAUCAAAUCUUGUUACACAUCAGAGGAGUCACACAGGUGAGAAGCCAUAUUCCUGUUCUCAGUGUGGGAAAUGUUUUGCAUCGAAAUCAUAUCUUGUUACACAUCAGAAAAGUCACACAGGUGAGAAGCCAUAUUCCUGUUUUGAGUGUGGGAAAUGUUUUGCAUAUAAAUCAAAUCUUGUUACACAUCAGAGGAGUCACACAGGUGAGAAGUUAUUUUCCUGUGCUGAGUGUGGGAAAUGUUUUCCACGGAAAUCAGAUCUUGUUACACAUCAGAGAAGUCACACAGGUGAGAAGCCAUAUUCCUGUGCUGAGUGUGGGAAAUGUUUUACACAGAAAUCAGAUCUUGUUACACAUCAGAGAAGUCACACAGGUAAGAAGCCGUACUUCUGUUCUGAGUGUGGGAAAUGUUUUGCAUGGAAAUCAGUUCUUGUUAAACAUCAGCGAUUUCACAGGUGA